UCUCUGCUGUCUCUGUGGAGGUGGGGGCAGAGCGCUAUUAGCUGCGCGCUGCAGACAUCAUUAGGAGGGGAGACGCUUCCACCGUCAACGCCGGAGCAGAGCAGGGGAGCCCUGGCAACAAGGAGACACACAAACUCAGCAGCCCGCUAAACACCCCGCAUGAAUGGUGACUACACCUGCAGACAGACAGACGUGAACAGACGGUGCAGACAUCUGGGACGCUUCCCUCCUGUUGGUGCAGAGAUCCAGACUUCACAUCAGGAAGUGCAGCUCCAGUGAGUUGUCAGCUGAGCAGCAGGCUCCACCUACUCCACCCAAGUAGCUCUGCCUCCUCUGCUCAGACAGGAGCAGUGAGGAGUAAGGAGAGCUGCCGAGAGAAAGUAUAAAGGAAAGAAACCCUCAGAAACGAGCAGAUGGAAGGGUGACAGUCUGAAAGCUCCGACAAUUAGACUGGGCGGCAAAUGGUGGUCUUUAACACAUAGCUGCUGGCGUGCCAUAUAGACACUGUCUGGAAAAGCUAUAUAGACGUUAAAGACGGCAAGUCAGAAUAUGGAGUGCUGAGUCCCUGAGUCAACACACUGCAUUCUGGGAUAGUCUGGAACCCUCUCCAUGGGCUGUACCACCUGCUGACAAACCCGGGGGGUCUGGAGGAGUUGUGUUGAAUGAGGAUUGUGCUGCGUGUGGGCAGACUUUCUUUUGCAGGGAAAUGAUUCCACAUGAAGUGCAACGCACUCGACCCCCCAUCGUCCUCUGCGGCAGCAGCAGGUGUGACGGCGUGACACUCUCCCCUACCACACUGAGCUCUCCCCUCAGCCGCUAAAGAUCCCUGGACGGAAGAGACGCCCUACCCCUCCCCUCUAACCACCCCUCCAUAUCUUCAUCUCCAUCUUUAAUCCUCCCUCACCUGCUUGUUAGGGCCUGGAUUUUCUUUGUUAUCAAGAAAAAGACCUGAUAAUCAGCGGCCUUGGGUGAACUGGAUAGAGGGAAAAAAAGACAAGAUUGGGAAGGUUAAUUUAUAGCUAAUUAAUGUGAAACAAAGGACAAAACAUCAAAAGUGAGAAAAGGAGAAAGGAAAGUGAGAAAGAAAGUCAAAGAGCGAGGGAACAAAAAGAAAGAAAAAGCUAUUGUCCAAAACUUAAGGGAAGACAAAGCAAGUACAGUUGAGGGACGUGAGGUGAAGUCAGAAUGAAGUCCAACCAGGAACGCAGUAAUGAAUGUCUGCCCCCAAAGAAGAGGGAGAUCCCCUCAAGUACGUUACCUUCAGAAAAUCGCUCCCCGACCAUCCCACCUGCCAGCGACAACCAGCGCACAGAGAACAUGGCCUGGCUUGCCAGUGUGGCUGGUGGGAAUGAGAGCAGUGUGGGUGCACACCGUAGCUUCAGCCAGUCUGAUGGGCCCCAGUAUAAAUCCUCCUCCUCCAUAUUAGACUCUUCAUCCUCCUCUUCCUCACUGAGGCUAGUCUCGUCCCUUCCUACAGUGUACACAUCCCCCCUGUCACAGUCCACAGUUGGAGGAACUGUCCAUUACACCCAACUGCCUCCCAAUCUGCAGUUUAUAGCCUCACCCUACACUGCUCCAUACACCGGCUACAUCUCCCCUCAACUGCUUCCACCUCCUCCUCCACCUCCCCCCCUCUCCUCCUCCUCGUCUUUGGCUGCACAGAGACCCUCACACACAGAGACAGCUUCUGCUCCUUCGCAGGCCUCCAAACAGGACCAGCAGCGAGCAUCGGCAGGGCGUACCUCCAUGCUUCCUCCUACAGACCCCGUCCCACACCAUGUUCAAAUGUCAACAUCCCCACGGACUGUGCCGUCGCCUCACCACCAAGGAGGCACUCACCUUCCAUCCCAGUCACUGCAUCCCCACCAUACUUUGGGGCACAGCAUGUCCCAGGUUGUGGUGCAGUAUACGGACGGACUCAUCAGGAAGGAGGAAGUUGGCUCCAGACCCAGAGAGCUCCACAAUGGAGAGCUGGAAAGGGGCCGGCGGUUUGGGGUGUCCCCUGAGUCCAGCCUCUCCAAGUCAGGGAGCAAAUCACGGGAUGUCACUUCCUCUUUGUCUUCCUAUGAGGCCCGCCAUCUGGUUCUGCCAUCAGAUUACUCUACUCAUGAUCCCUCAGGGUUGAGAACCUCUGUCAUGUUAAUGCCCAACAACCACGGGGACCACCAGCUGGUACCGCCCAGAGCCAGCCCUGAGAAGCUAACAACUUCUGCCCCCGCACACCUGGAGAAAGGUGGUAUCAUCCUGGGCAAACCUGUCAAUCGCGCACCAUCUUCAUCCAACACCACCUCGUCUUUCACGUUUCCACCCCCACUUAGUGUAGACAGCCUGAAAGCUGCUGUCAACACGCUGUCACCCCAGACCGUCAUCCAGACCACCCACAAUGCUACAGAGACACUGUCAAUGGGGCUGCCUUCCACCAGUAUCUACCCUCAGCCACCUAUUAUUGGUUACAUUGCAGGGGGGAGUGGAAGCACCUACCACAACAGCCUACAACAACACUUACUCAUUCCAGGCACUCAACCGGUCAUCAUCCCUGUUAGUGGAGGUGGAGUCCCCACCUUGGAGCCUGUAGCCUCCCACAUUACAUCAUCUACCCAAGGCACACCUUUUCCUACGACACUCCCACACACAUAUAUCGCUGCCACUGCCCCUAAAGGAGAAACUCUGGAAACCCGCAGCAGCUCGUAUCACCAGGAUGCUUCGAGUGCAAUGGUCCAAGCCCAGCUUCAUCUUCCCAUUGGUCCUUCUCCUCCGGGGCUGGUUGAGCCUUCUGCUCCUCCUCCCCCCUCCAGUGCCGUGGUGCCCCCCUCACUCCCGCCAUAUUUCAUCAAGGGUUCCAUCAUCCAGCUUGCUGAUGGCGAGCUGAAACGCGUGGAGGACCUGAAGACGGAGGACUUCAUCCAGAGUGCCGAGAUCAGCAGUGAACUGAAGAUCGACUCGUCCACAGUGGAGCGCAUUGAAGGGAGCCACACCUCACCCAACUUUGCAGUGGUUCAGUUCUCCGUUGGUGAGCACCGUUCACAGGUGAGUGUGGAGGUCUUGUUGGAGUACCCCUUCUUCGUCUUUGGCCAAGGCUGGUCUUCAUGCUGCCCGGAUCGGACCACCCAGCUCCUGGAGCUGCCUUGCACCAAGCUUUCUGUGGGCGACGUUUGUAUUUCACUCACCCUCAAGAACCUGAGGAAUGGAUCUCUGAAGAAGACUCAACCUUUGGAGCCAGCCACCCAUGUGUCUGUCCCACCCCCCGGCCACGGGCACCUCAAACCCCCCAGAGCUGUCUCAGACGCUCCCCAGAGCUGCAGUGGAGGAAGCUCCAGGCACAGAGAGCGGGAGAAUGGCGUCAGCCAGCGAGGGAGCGGUGAAAGUGGGAAUGGGAGUGGAGGAGCCUCCAACAUAGAAAACGGGGAUGUCAUGUUUGGGGAAAGAGGGUCUGUUUCUAAAGGUCAGGGUGCCAGUGGCAAAGACACUGGCUCUGUUAAACCAUCAGGAGGCAGGAAGCGAAGAUGGUCAGCGCCUGAGGGGCGAAAAGUAGAAAAAUCAGAGGAGGAGCCACCUCUGACCCUGCCCAAACCUUCCUUCAUCCCUCAAGAGGUGAAAAUCAGCAUUGAGGGAAGGUCAAAUAUUGGCAAGUGAAGGCUAGCAGGACUGUUAAUAACCCUUGGGAUUUUAAAAAUAUACAUAAAAGGAUUCUCCAAAAAAACAUGAAUGCCCACAUUAAUGUUUCAUUUGUCUUGGUUUUGUUUUCUGUUUUUUUUUCUAUCUUGAAUACUGUACUGUAGAGGUAAACUUACCCUACAUGCUAUCACCUUACAUUAAGUAGUUUAUAACACAUUUUUUAUAGAUGGAUUUAAUAUCACAUGAGCAAUCGGUGCCGUUUUGGUGGUUUUCAUGAGAUGACUUAUGGUGAGCGACUUGUGAAGUGUGCUAAAUGUUUCUUGGUGGCUCUGUGGCACAUGGGCACAAUGCUUGAUGGCUCUGCUUGGCCCGCCACAUUACACAAUAUAUAAAUUUCAAACUGAAUUAGUUCCCGGUUGGCCUCUUGACAGUGAUUUCUGCUACUGGACAGCAACACUUUCCCACCACCACUUGCAACACUAGUGGUAUAAUUGUCAGCUGAUCCUGAGCAUGAAGGAUUUGUGAGUAAAUCAUGAAAUAUUUCCUUAUUAAUUCAGUGCAGGAGUUGGAAAAACGUCCAUGUCUUUAAUGCAACUGUAUCAUGUGAUAUUCACUAUGUCAUCAGUGUGUGCCGGACCUGAACCAGAUGUCAUCAGGUAGCGCCAGUGUGCCACACAACAGAGAGGGAACAACACUUACUCUGCUCAGUUUGAUGACAGUGGAGUCUUUACUUUCAUCUUUAGCAUUUUCAUUUUUUUUAACCCCUUGUCUCCUAGCUCACCAGAUAAUUGUUUUCACUGAUUGUCAAGAACCUUAAUCAGAGGUCAUGUAGUCCUAAAUUGAGCCUAGGUGGGUCGAUGUAUAAAUGUGGGAUACCCUAACCUAUUACGUAAAGUGCAGACACACUGGGUUGGUGAACUUCACUUUAAGAAAAUGUCAAGCGGAAGGUUGCAUACAAUCCUCUUCAUUAUUUUUGAUGAAUUACUUUAUAUUUUUUUUAUCCAGAAAAGCUGUGUGAGAGGAACCGAGAGAAUCUGCACGUCAGCUCUGAGAGGGUCAGGAUGUUUCAAAGCACUUAACACACCUGUCACACUCACCAUACAGCCAACAAGUUUUUUGUUGUCUCUUUAUUUACACAGUACUGUAUGUUUUAAGAUUUUUUUUUUUUUUAGACAAUGGUAGAAAGUAGCAACAGCACUUUGGAAAGCUUUUUGAAAAAGUGAAGGGGUCGUUUGGUAACGUGGGAGCAGAUGUGCCAUGGAAUCACAAAGCAAGGGAUGAAUGUGACAGGUAUUGGAGAAAAAAAUCAGUUAGUAGAUAGUGAAGGGAAAAUAAAUAUGGAGAUAAAAAUGAGUUAGAAAUACGGUGGUUUUCAGCACGUGCACUACAUGACGUCAGUCAGCCAUGCAAAACGUAGGGAAAAGUGUCGGAAUGUGUUUGGAAAGUUUGGCAUAAAGACUAACAAGAAAAGGGCUUUGAAAUAUCCCAGUGAUGUUCUGUACUGAGACUGAGAGCAAUGAUUAGAAGCUCACGCCACAGAAUCGUGAAGGUCAUCAUAUAUUUGUAAUGUGUGUAUGUGUGUGUCUGUGUGUGUGAUGGUGGUCUGUGUCUGUCCAUAUACACACACAUGCUUGCACAGACACAAAACUGUACAGAUGAACCCUAGAAUGACCUAUAAUAUGUACUGUAUUUGUCGAUAUGCAUUUAGUUGACUGCAGAUGCAAAUAUUUAGGUGCAUAUUGUCCCUACUGCAAAGACACUAGUGGAUUCACAUUGGAUUAAUGCACACUGCUAACAGUACAGGUGUACAGAAAGUGCUCUGUGGUGUGUUUGUGUAUAGACGGGAGUUUGUAUAGGAGUGUAUGUGUACUGUGUAUAGGAAAAAGGAUAUACUCAUUUGAUACAUAGACAAUGCUAAAUGUCCAGUGUUUCUACUUGGAGUCUUUACUUAAGAGAAUCUUGCAAUUUGCACAUGAGGAGGAGGGAGUUAGUUGGAGACAUGACUUUUGACCACCCUGUCCUGAAACAAGCCCUAGACCACGUAACACACUGGAGGAGAGCAGGGUUUUUUUCUUCCUCAACAGGCACUUACCACAUUGUAGAGGAAACGUUUCUACAUCAGCACAGUUAAGGUCAAAUUACAUUGAGUUACGAUGAACACAUGCUGAGCUUUAGAGCAGAAUUUUAACACGUGCCUGCCUACUGAAUUUAAUUAAAGAUGAACCAUUUCUGUUGUUGUUCAAGGAGACUCUCUCCCUGCUGUUGAAACCGGGGUGUCCAGUGAACGGGGCCUGUGCUUAGCAAGCCAAAACCCUACAUCACUAAGAUAUAGCAGUUACCUCUACAGAUGUGCUUGCUUGGUUGGCCUGACAUUUACAUCUUUAAAGAAGCUGGGUUGGAGGUUAUUUCACCCUCACAGGAUCUAACUUUAUGUAUAAAAGUCCAGGUUCUGUCCUUUUACUGAGCUUGGCUAUUUAGAUGUAGUGUGUACAACCUGUUGAUCCUUAGACCUACUGAUUGUACUAAAUGCAACAUGUGAUCAAGAAGUUCCAGGAGUGCAACUGUAAUUGGCAAAAAAAGCAUGCAUGAUUUGAAUUUGGCCACUAUUCCCUUUGAAGUAGUCGCCUUGUGCAGCGAUACACAGCUCCCGGUGCUCCUGCUAUGUUUGGAGCGAAUUCCUAAAGACUCAAUACGGUGCAUCAGGUCGGGCUUCAGCAUGUCUAGAAGUCCCAUCUCAUCUGCAACACAAGUUUAACUUAAAUUUAAUUUCAGGAAGGGGAAAAAGUCACAGGGAUUCAAAUCUGACGAGCAGGUGGGGGGGGGCAGUGACAGGGUGAUGGCAGGACGGAUGUGUACUGAGAUGGAUGAGAGAUUGGUGGUUGAGUAAGGGGGCAGAUAAGGAUUGUGAGUGAAUGAAAAGACCCCAAACAAGAUUUGAAAAUACUUUUUUUUUUUAUAAUAAAACAGGGUUCUCAGAUCAACGCCACCACAGUAGUGCAUUUUUAUUUCUUCCUUUCCCUAUUGAAACGUCAUGUUCAUCAGUAGUAGAAACAGCAGUAGUGUGUGCAUGUUUUGCAGUCUGUGUGUGUGUGUGUGUGUGUGUGUGUGUGUGUGUGUGUGUGUGUGUGUGUGUGUGUGUGUGUGCGCCUGUGUUUUCUACAUGUAUGUACAUGUCCAUUUUUAAGUGUUUGUCCAGCCUCCUUACCAACAAAUGAGAAAGCAGAACCACAACAUCCAAACAGACCUGUCAGCCACUCAAACCAUCCAAACUUUUAUUGUUCAUCAGGUAGAACAUUCAAAAAAAUAAAAAAUAAAAAAAAAAUCAGCCAAAGCCAAAUGAUGCUGUUGUUGCUUUGGUUACUGUAAAAAGCAAUAGUACAACUAUAUUCAGGCACUCUCCUAGUGUUUGAGUGGGGCAUACACUCAGUCACAGAGUGAAUCCACUCAAAUUCUCUGCAAUAAACAUUUAAUAAUGAUCCUCCAGCAUUGCAACCAAAACAACUCUUUCUGCCCAUAGAGAAAAUCCAAUUCUGUCAUCUACUGGAAAAUGUUUUUCAAUGCUCAGAUACCUGAACUUGCUUUUAUUAACACUAUUCCCCUCAUGAAGUACAUUUCAAUCAGUAGAAAAUGCAGUUGCAACACCAGUUGCUAGUUUUUCAGGGAAGUAUCUCAUAUAUGCAGUAACUGAAGAUAACCCCACAAAACCUCCUUUUGCCCCGGCUGGUCGGUCAGGAACUCUGUUGUUACGCUGAAGUGACCAGCAGGUGUUCUGACUCCGCCCAGCUCUGCCUCGUUGCCACGACUCCCGUAGUGACCUCGUUAACUUUGCGUCAGGUACCCAAUCAUAGCCAGCCAGCCUCACAAGCACCUCCUCCUGAGGCGAAGCAGUCAGUUAACCCUUAACAACCGUUAGCUACCUUUCAGUGUGGCCUGACCUGGAUAUCACAGAACCGGCCUCUAGCUGCCUGUUCCCCUCAGUAGCGUCGUCUUUCGACAGUCAGUCCCCUAUUCACAAACUAACCCCUGCAGGCCAUUUUGAUUCUACUUUAGUGGGAAAUGCAAGCUUAAUUACAGAUUCAGACACAAAUCAAUCGACACAUUCUACAUGCAGAAUGAGGGAGCAGCAAAUCACAGCAAGGUUUCAGUAUUUUUCGAGGGUUAAGUGUAAUUUUGAUUUCAAGAAAUGAUCCCAAGUUCAACCACACCUUGAAACAUACCACAAUGUGCAAUACAUACACUUUGUCCCCCUCCCCUCCUUCAGCGUGCCAAGUGUAUGUAGCAUAGUCCGACUCCAGCGUCUCAUCCUCGUUAGUGGCUUGUGUGUUUUAUUGUCUGAUGUGUGUCACAUCUGUAAAACAAGAGUCAGGAUGUUUGUGAAGAGAAACAAAGAGUUUUCCUGUAACUCUCUUUCCCUUUUUUUUUUUGUCCUUGCGGCCUUCCUAAAUUUUACCGUGUGAGUCUGCACCAUGUGUCGUGUGUGUACUUGUGUGCACCUGGUGUUCAAACGCGUGUGAGUGUGUUAGGGUUUAAGUGAAAUGUGUGUGAUGUGUGUGUGUGUGUGUAGCAGAGUGUUUUCUCCUCUAAUUGUCUGUGAGAUCAUAAACCCUGACCCUCAACGGUUCACGGUGAGACCCACAGGAAAAACAAAACCUCAUUGCUAGUGGGGACCACUUUUUUUUGUAAAAAAGCAAAAGAAAAAAAAGAGUAAAAAAAAAAUAAAAAGACAACCAACCAACAGAGAUGCACAUGUAAGUAGAUGUAAAAGACUUGAUAAUGUUUCAGCACUUUCUAAUCCCAGGACAGGCUCAGUCUAACCCCUCUGUCUCAGACUGAAGCCCGUCCUGGGGGUAACAUUCAUUCAAAAACAGACAGAGAGAAUGAGAAUGGGGGGAAAAUAAGGGGUGAAUAUUGAUGACUAAGAUGGCUCAAGUUUUUGCACAUCACCUUGCCGUAACCUUGUGUUUAUCUGUCUGUGCUCCAUCUCACUUGGCGCCCGGCGCGUUCUUGGGUCCAACGGGCCGAGGUGUUAGGUGAUUCCUUGGUUCUUUUCUACUGGGAAAAAAAAAAAACCUUUCUCAUGGAAAGCAUCCCUACUUUUGUUGUGUUAAGGUUUGUUUGAAAUCUUUUCCGCCCUACACUGACCAGGCUGUGCUGUUAAUUCGUUAUGGUCACAUUUUGAGUUGUAAUUAGGCCGAUGUGUUUGUCAGGAGUCGGCACGGCUCGGUUUGGGUGUGAGGUGUGAAAACGGCAAACCUUUGCUUUGUUUGCAUUAUCUUUGGUGCAGGAGCUUUUUUUCUGUUUUCAGUCUCCUUGUAGCACUCAAUAUUAUGUCAGGGGACUUAAAACUACAGUAUGUAGAGAAUGUGUCAUUGUUGAGUUUUUAUGACAAGCUUCCUCGCUGGAGGAGCACUGCUAAUGUCAACUUUUUUCUUUUUUUUAUUAAAUUGGCUUCUUGCACAACUUGACAAAUAAAAUGAAUGUUGGUGUGUGAGCUUUGACUUUUUGAUCAGAAAAAAAGGCAUGUGUGCUCUUUGUUUCGUGAUGUUUGUACUUUCGUUUUUGCAAAAAGGAUGUGUUUUUUGGCACUUUGUUGUGUUUUAAAAGUGAACAGAAUUCGAUCAGGAUUCCACUUGUUUUUUUUUUCCAUUAAUUUUGUUUUCUUUUUUUGUAUGAUGUCUCGUCAAUGUCCAUAGCGCUGGAUAACCAACUCAGGCAGAAAGAAAAAAAAAACUUGUAGAGGCCCACUUAACAGUUUAGUUUCACCCCAAAUCAGUUUGCAUAGUGGGCUGUUUGAUAUGGGUUAUAAGAUAUGUAAAUUUAUUACAUAUAAUUUGAUAUUUGAUUGAUGAUUAACAAAUGUCAUUAUUGAUGAUUAACUAUAAACUAUUAUUAUGAUAUUCUGUGUAUUAUGCUGGAGAUGGCUUGGAUUACUCUUCAGUGUACUGAACGUCUCUGGUCUGCCUCUCUGUGCACAGCGACAAACACUUUCAGCAGAGGACAGGCUGUUUGGUUCCUGACCUCUGACCCCGCCCACUGCCACGGAGGAGGUGGAGCUUCGUCUGUCAGCUGUGGUUCAGUCCAUUCCUCCCCCCUGCUCUGAACGCUCAGCCCUGAGGCUCGCAGCCAGUCUGUCAGGGUGUUUCUCUGCUAAACUAAACUGAAACUUACUGGCCUCUGAGACGGUGGCAGAGAACUUGGACAUCAGCACAGACCUGCACAGACAGUCUGGCCUGCAGGGGCGGGGGGCGGCAGCAGUUCCCAGCCAACUUGUUUGUACUAUAUCGUACUCACCAAGUCCCUGUGUCUCACCACCCCUUUCCUCUAUAGCAACAGAGAAACCCUGUUGGUGUAUGUAUUUGACAUCUGUACAAAUGCACCUCUUUGAAAAAGAAAAUGAAACCUUGACAUAUCUGGAAUAAAA
Amphiprion ocellaris (clown anemonefish) is the source of this 10036-nucleotide messenger RNA. RefSeq names its product ataxin 1a (gene atxn1a). NCBI's taxonomy places the organism in Eukaryota, Metazoa, Chordata, Actinopteri, Pomacentridae. Bases 1186 to 3633 code for a protein of 815 amino acids. The transcript has 7 exons. Gene Ontology annotation, biological process: negative regulation of transcription by RNA polymerase II; nervous system development. The record is from RefSeq and is a predicted model, not a curated record. Gene Ontology annotation, molecular function: protein binding; RNA binding. Gene Ontology annotation, cellular component: nucleus.